GCUGGCAGAGGCACAGUGAAGCCCCACAGUGGAUUCAAUGCUAAUAAUGAUGCUGAAGUUCUCUACAAAGCCAUGAAAGGACUCGGCACUGAUGAGGAUGCCAUUCUCCAGCUGUUGACAGCACGCAGUAAUGCACAGCGCCAAGAAAUCAAAGCUGCAUACAAAACCCUGCAUGGAAAGGAUUUGGUGGAUAAUUUGAUGUCAGAGCUGGGUGGGAAGUUUGAGAGUCUGAUAGCGACUCUGAUGACUCCUCCCAUCAUGUAUGAGGUCACAUGUCUGCGGGAUGCUAUUAAGGGUGCAGGCACAGAUGAGAAAGUGUUGGUUGAGAUCUUGGCAUCUAGGUCACCUAAUGAAGUCAACCAGAUCAAAAGUUUAUACAAGCGAGAGCAUAAUGAUGACCUGGAGGAAGAUGUGACUGGUGACACUGGAGGUCAUUUCAAGAGGAUGCUGGUUGUUUUGCUACAAGCCAGCAGACAGCAGGGUAUACAAGAAGACCUCAUCCAAAGCGAUGCCCAGGCUCUGUUUGUCGCAGGAGAACAGAAGUAUGGAACUGAUGAAGGCCAGUUCAUCACUAUACUGGGAAACCGUAGUAAUGCUCACCUUAGGAGAGUGUUUGAGGAGUAUAGAAGGCUCUCAGGGUAUGAAAUAGAGGAAAGCAUCCAGAGAGAGACAUCAGGAACCCUCCAAGAAGUACUGCUGGCUGUGGUGAAGUGUGCCCGCAGUGUGCCAGGGUAUUUUGCUGAUAGCCUUUACGGUGCCAUGAAGGGGGCAGGCACCGAUGACCAGACAUUGAUCAGGAUCAUGGUUUCCCGCAGUGAGGUGGACAUGUUGGAUAUACGUGCUGAAUUCCGCAAGAGGUUUGCUACCUCUCUGCACAAAAUGAUUCAGGGUGAUACCUCAGGUGACUACCGUAAAGCCCUGCUACUGCUGUGUGGCGGUGAUGAUGCAUAAACCCUGCCACCCUCUCUGCCUGGGUCGGAUCCCAUGACUCCCAUCUCUGGGGCAGGUCUAUGGGACGAGGGCCUAGUCCCCUUCUGAACCCAAUUCAGGACGAAUUACAAAAACAUGACAUUCCAAAUCAAAAGAAGGAUCUCUUGUCCAGCGGUGAAGAUGCUCUGUAUAGCACAGAAUUGCUUAAUUCAAAUAAGCAAUAAGCACAUUUUGGCAUUCAUAUUUCAUGAAAUGUGUAAUCGAUUUAGAGAAGAAAAAUAUUUUAGUAUAAACUUCAAAAAUAUGAGACACCUUCUCUUUUCUAUAUUCAAAGACUCAGAGAAAAACAUAAUAACCCUUCUCUUGUUGUACUCAGUGAAGCAAUAUUUUAUAUGCAUUCAACAAUUUUUCACUUAUUUAUUGUUUGUAUACUUACUAACUUACUUAACAUUUCAGUGUAUAGCAAUAUAGUAUAACAACCAGUCUCGUAACUGACAUUGUUAGCAAGUUCAUGUUUUAAACUAGAUUUGUGGUAAAGGAAAAGUUAAAGGAAAGGCUCACUGAACUUUUGGUGUCAGUGGUUUGGAGAAAAAAAAGAAGGUUAUUUCAUCAAUAUUCCACUGUUAAAGUUAAACAUACUGCCCAUAAUUGUUAAAUUGAUAUAUAAUUACACACAGCAAAUAAAUAUUAGCAAAACAUUUGUCCUCUUUAAGGUUAUUGAUAUUCAUUAAAAGCUGAAGAAAAAGGUGCUACUACUAAAAUGUUUUAAUAUGUCAUUGCCAUAAUGUUCACAAUAAACACUCAUGAAAUAAAAGCAAA
Molecule: messenger RNA, 1749 nt
Organism: Sinocyclocheilus anshuiensis
Lineage: Eukaryota; Metazoa; Chordata; Actinopteri; Cypriniformes; Cyprinidae
Product: annexin A5-like
Exons: 11
Biological process (GO): negative regulation of coagulation
Cellular component (GO): vesicle membrane; cytoplasm; nucleus
Molecular function (GO): calcium ion binding; calcium-dependent phospholipid binding; phosphatidylserine binding
Source: RefSeq, a predicted model, not a curated record